Molecule: messenger RNA, 1280 nt
Organism: Spathaspora passalidarum NRRL Y-27907
Lineage: Eukaryota; Fungi; Ascomycota; Pichiomycetes; Serinales; Debaryomycetaceae
Gene: SSR1
Product: Ssr1p
Exons: 1
Coding region: 103-798 (231 amino acids)
Source: RefSeq, a predicted model, not a curated record
CAUCAUUCGAUCCUACCCAAAAGUCAAUCGUUUAUAGAAGCAUAGACACUCCAACUCAUAGAUACCCAACCCCAUAGAAUCACAUAAUAGACUACAUCAAUAAUGGCUUCCUUCUUAAAAAUCUCCACUUUAGUUGCUUUAGCAGUUUCUUUACAAUCCGCUUAUGCUGCCCCACCAGCUUGUUUAUUAGCCUGUGUCGCUCAAGUUGAAAAGGCCUCCGACUGUUCUGGUUUAAAUGACAUCAGUUGUGUCUGUACCAGUAACGGAAGUGAUGUCGAACAAUGUUUAAAGGAUAUCUGUCCUAACGGUCAAGCUGAUGAUGCCAUUUCUGCUUUUGAAAGCACCUGUUCUUCCUUCGGUGACAAGGUUGCAUCUGUUCGUUCUUUAUCAUCUUCCAAGGCCUCUUCCUCCACCAAGGCCUCUUCUUCAUCCACCACUUCUUCAUCCACUGAAGCUUCUUCCACUGAAGCUUCUUCUACUGAAGCUUCUUCUACUGAAGCUACUACUUCAUCCACCAAGGCUUCAUCCACCACCACCACUUCAUCCUCUUCUUCUGCUGCUGCUUCCUCCACUGAAGUUGAAUCUACUACUAGUUCGGCCGCUGAAACCACCUCCGCUGCUGCUACUUCCUCCGCUGCUAAGCCAACCACCGUCACCUCCGCACCAACCACUGCUGCCACUUCUUCUGAAGCUCAAACCUCAUCUUCCCCAGCCGUCACCACUGUCCCAAGCAACGCUGGUUCUAGAUUGACUGCUGGUGCCGCUGUUGUUGGUUUGAUUGGUGCUGCUUUGUUGUAAGCGAUUUAGGUAAUUUCUUUGGUUUAGUUUUUUUUUUGGAUUAGUCCUGGUUUGAUUUUUCACUUCAUACGUUUUGAAGUUCUUUCUUGGAAAGAGUCACUUAUAUAGAACUUGAUACAAUGUUUUGACAUGAUUUUAUAAAAAAGUAUAUACUUUGUUAAUAUACCCAUAUAGUUGGAUACAUUGUUUUUAUUAUUAGUACGUGCGUCAUUUUGCAUGACAGAGUUACAAAUAUUAGGUAUUAAACAAAAUCAAAAGCUUGGACGAGUUUCACCACAAAUAUAUGGCUCCACUUAGGCACUGAUAUUACGGGAACCUCAACCUCUUCGGCAUCAAUACAGCCAACAAAUACAGUUCGAAGGUAAGAAAGUAUCAAGAAUUCUGAACCCAAACUACGAAAAGAAUUAAUAAUUCAGUAACAAUCAUCACUUCCCUGCCCAAAUUUGUAUUCAACGUUAGAACUAACAAAGAUGAAAAAUUUU